AACUCUCUCUUUUUUUCUCCUUCUUUCUCAUCCCUCUCUUUGUUCUGCACAUGAAAGACAGAUAAAGAAGAAGGGAUGGUCUUGAGAGGGUGAGUUAGAGAGAGGGAGAGAGAGAGAUAGAGAGAGAGGGAGGGAGAGAGAGAGACUGUGGAGGGCGCAAGAGCGCACGAGUGAGUGAACGGAGUGCUGCUCUGCUGUCGCUCAGGAGAGGAGGAGAGGAGAGGUUGGUGCUUCAGUCUCUGAAUGAAGGAGCGCUCGCAGGGAAGGAUGAACAGAUAGAGGGACGCGUCGGUGAAUCGGUUAUCGGACCCCGACUCGGGCUUCUUCCAGAGCGCAGAGACGGUUUUGGAUGCCACCUGAACGGAUCCAGUAGACUUCAGUAGAGUCCGGCGAAGGCCCAGCUGCGUCAGAGGAAACGGCUCUUUCAACCAUGUCUAAGCCGCCAUCUUCUCCACCCUUUCUCAGCCCGUCCCACGCCUCCUCACUCCUCUUCCUCCUCCUCUCCUUCCUCACGCUGCUGUCAUGCCCACAGUCGGUCCACGCAGGUUCCUCGAAGAAAAACUGCUCAGCUACCGGGGACCCGUGUCAGGAAGGCGUCGUUCUGCCCAUCUGGAAUCCCCAGAAUCCUUCUGUCGGGGAUAAAGUGGCACGGGCCAUCGUGUACUUCGUGGCGCUUGUAUACAUGUUCCUGGGCAUGAGCAUUAUAGCGGACCGGUUCAUGUCUUCUAUAGAGGUCAUCACAUCCCAAGAGAAGGAGAUCACCAUAAAGAAGCCGAAUGGUGAGACAACUACAGCCACGGUCAGAAUAUGGAACGAGACCGUUUCUAAUCUCACUCUCAUGGCCUUGGGCUCCAGUGCCCCUGAGAUUCUGUUAUCCGUUAUUGAGGUGUGUGGUCACGGCUUCGAGGCCGGCUCUCUGGGCCCCAGCACCAUCGUGGGCAGCGCCGCCUUCAACAUGUUCGUCAUCAUCGCCUUGUGCGUCUACGUGGUUCCCGACGGAGAGACGCGCAAAAUCAAGCACCUCAGGGUUUUCUUCGUCACUGCGGCGUGGAGCAUCUUCGCCUACAUCUGGCUUUACCUGAUUCUAAGUGUCAUUUCACCCGGCGUGGUGGAGGUGUGGGAGGCGGUUCUGACCUUCCUCUGCUUCCCGCUCUGCGUGGUCCAGGCCUGGGUGGCCGACCGACGCCUUCUCAUCUACAAAUAUGUCCGCAAGCGCUACCGCGCCGACAAGCACCGCGGCAUCAUCAUCGAGACGGAGGGCGGGACCGACCUGGGGAUGGGAGGCCUGGACGGAGGCAGCGGCGGGGGGGCGCUGGGUCCGGGGGGCUUCACCAAGAUGGACAUGCUGGAGCUGGACGGACAGAUGGCGCUGAACUGCCACGGCGGCUUCGACGGAGGGAUGAUGGAGGAUGGAGGAGCAAAGGAUGAGGAAGAUGAGGCCAGGAGGGACAUGGCGAGGACGCUGAAGGAGCUGAAGCAGAGACACCCGGAUAAGGACAUGGAGCAACUGAUUGAGAUGGCAAAUUAUCAGGUCCUGAUGCAGCAGCAAAAGAGCAGAGCUUUCUACCGUAUCCAGGCAACCAGGAUGAUGAUCGGCGCGGGCAACAUCCUCAAGAAGCACGCUGCUGACCAGGCUCGCAAGGUGGUGAGCAGUCACGAGACUCAGGCGCAGGAGGACGACCCUUACACCAUCAGAAUGGACUUUGAACCCGCUUUGUACCAGUGCUUUGAAAACUGCGGCUCCCUGAAACUCACCGUGGGCAGACACGGAGGAGACGCCGGGCUCACCGUCAAGGUGGAUUAUCGCACCGAGGACGGUACGGCCAACGCAGGUUCAGAUUAUGAGUUUGCUGAAGGAACGCUGCUGUUUAAGCCGGGAGAGACCCUCAAAGAGAUCACAGUCGGCGUGAUUGACGACGACAUCUUUGAGGAGGAUGAAUACUUCUACGUGCACCUCAGUAACCCCCGUGUGGUGGGCUACCCUGAGACCGCCACCGCCCCGCUGGAUGCCAGCACCCCCCCGAAAGCCGUGCUGGGUGACAACCACACGGCCACAGUGACCAUCUACGAUGACGAUCAUGCAGGCAUCUUUACCUUCGAGGGGGCCACUCACAGGGUGAGUGAGAGCGUAGGUGUGAUGGAGGUGAAGGUGCUCAGGACUUCAGGGGCUCGGGGCCUCGUCGCCGUCCCCUAUCGAACCCUGGACGCCUCCGCCAAAGCAGGGGAGGACUAUGAACUGUCCGCUGGAAAACUGGAGUUUCAGAACGACGAGACCAUGAAGAUCAUUGAGGUGAAAAUUAUUGAUGAUGAAGAGUAUGAGAAGAACAAGACCUUCACCAUUGAGCUGGGAGAGCCUGUUCUGUUGGAGAUAGGACAGAAACACGGUGACUCCAACGAGAACAAGCCUUUAGUGGGAGCAGAGGAGGAAGAGGUGGCCAAGAUGGGCUGUCCGAGUCUGGGCGAACACACACAGCUGGAAGUGAUCAUAGAGGAGUCCUACGAGUUCAAGAGAGCGGUGAACAUUCUUCUUCGCCGACGGGCUGAAAAGAGUACAGUAGAUAAGUUGAUCAAGAAGACAAACCUGGCGUUGGUGGUGGGCAGCAGCAGCUGGAGGGAGCAGUUCGUCAGCGCCGUUACUGUUAGUGCAGGAGAUGACGACGAGGAAGAGAGCGGCGAGGAGCGACUGCCCUCCUGCUUCGACUACAUCAUGCACUUCCUCACCGUCUUCUGGAAGGUGCUGUUUGCCUUCGUGCCGCCCACGGAGUACUGGAACGGCUGGGCCUGCUUCAUCGUCUCCAUAUCGCUGAUCGGCGUCCUCACCGCCGUCACGGGCGACCUGGCCUCGCACUUCGGCUGCACGAUAGGACUGAAGGACUCUGUGACGGCCGUAGUGUUCGUGGCGCUGGGGACAUCGGUGCCAGACACGUUUGCCAGCAAGGUCGCCGCCAUCCAGGACCAGUACGCCGACGCCUCCAUCGGCAACGUCACCGGCUCCAAUGCCGUCAACGUGUUCCUGGGCAUCGGCGUGGCCUGGACCAUCGCCGCCGUGGCCUGGCGCUCCAAGGGCAAACAGUUCCACGUGGACCCGGGAAACCUGGCCUUCUCCGUCACCCUCUUCACCAUCCUGGCCGUGGUGUGCGUGCUCACGCUGCUGUACCGGAGACGGGCCACCGUGGCCGGCGGCGAGCUGGGCGGGCCGCGGACUUGCAAGGUGGUGACGUCGCUGGUCUUCGUCUCGCUUUGGCUAGUUUACAUCCUGCUGGCUUCCAUGGAGGCCUACUGCCACCUACCAGAGUUUUGAGAACUGCGAGAACAAAAACCCACGGCCGAUGUACGGGGAGUGGAGUGGGAACCAGGUCUAGAUAUGGACUGAUCCUUAUACAAAAAGCAAAACAUAAAACAUAUUUAUCUCCUUCCAUUCAUUUUCUUCCCUUAAACAUGAUCUUAAACCCUGAUGGGUCACCACGACUUCUAAAAAUGACGAUCACGCGCUCAAGUGAUGGAAAUACCACAUUCCUGAGCCUAAAGCAUUCAUUAAAAACCACAAAGUGUUGGCUUUCAACAGGAUUCGUAUCAUCAACAAUGGACAGGCUGAUAUUGUUCCAGUUUACUGCCAAACCAGCAGCAACGAUAAUCAGUCAGCAUCUGGAGAGAAAAGCAAAGCUGCGAGGAAGAAUAACGGAGCGAGAUUAUGAGAAGAAACAAAAGCUGCCAGCAUCAAACCUUCCAGAGGAGGGACGUGUAAUGAUCAUAGAUGGCUAGAGGGAAGAAAUAUCUGGAGAUAGAAAAAGUUAGAGAUGAAAGAAAGAACUUCAAAAUCUUCUGCAGCUUUCCCCCUGACGGGCUUUUUCUUUACGGCUUGAUGGUUGUCAUGGGAACACUGGAUCCAUCUGUGAUAACCUCGGAACCAUCUAGUUCUGACAGUGACUUGCUGUUUGACUUCUAAUGCCUCCGUCUCUAAAUGUACACACACACACACACACACACACUCGUAUACCGGGGCCCUCAGGUGACCCUGCAAUCAACUGGCAGCCUACGUGAUAACUGACCUUGUUUUUGUCUGUUUUUAUGUUGUUUUUUUGGAUACACUGUGCUAAAUGAAUCCCUCCAACCCACAUAACUUGCUACACACACACACACACACACACACACACACACACUCCGUACAAUAAUUCCCCAGCCCGCCUUAUUUUUAUCUGCCAUGUAGGAAAAGUCUUGAAGUCGUGAAAAUUAACUGAUGUAGUUACCACCUCUUCUUUUUCUUUCUUUUAUGGUUUUUUAUUGUUGUUUUUUUUAUUGCAUCUACUUCUCAAUGCCUCUCCUCCAAGGCCAGCCCCAGUCCUCACAUUUAUUUUCUACACUUUUUAAGUGGUGUCGUGUGUUGAUGUUGUUACCGUGCAAUUUUACAAACAACAACACCAACAACAAAAGUUAUGUGAACAGAUGAUGAGGAGGAAAAGACAGUGGAUGAUGUCGAGAUUGGACACGACCUUGAAGGAUUGAGAAAUAUCAAGAGGAGAGGAAAGACGCGUGGAGCCAACUAGCGGGUUAACUUGCAAAAUGUUGUGAUGUUUACUGUUUACACUUUGAAAAACUACAAAACUCUGGACAAAUACAGCCUACAAGGGACGUACGUGAAGCCAGGCGACAUCACUAAAGGUGGCGGAGGAAGGAGCCAGCGGAGCGACGGAUCGUACCAACUGUGACCACGACGGUGACUGUGAAAGCGACAGCAGUCUUGUUGACAAAUCAAAACAUGACCAUACCCAGUGUUUCUCGUUGUACAUAUGAAUAUAAGAAACUUUAAUUGACGUGUGAAAAUCCAUUGAUAUUCAUUUGUGUGAAGUCUCGUCUCUGUAACGAGGACCGUGGAUGUAGACGAAGGUCUGGCUGCCGUCGGUCUUUCAACACGAAGGAAAUCUAUUGCAACAAAAUGAGGAAAGGGUUCGGCAGCUCUUGAAUAUCACGGGACUAUUCUACAUCAACUGGGACAUUUCUUCGUAAUCAGCAUUACAAAAAAAAAAGUAUUACAAGUCUCUGUUAUCCAAAGAUUUGAUAAAACGUCACGGAUCACUAACAGCUCAUUUCAGCGUGCAGAUUUUCUUUGUAGGCAUCUUACAAUUCCCAGGAGCUGGCAGCUGUUAGGAAAACAGAAAAAAAGUGUUCACACUACAGCUAAAUGUGCUAAAUGAUCUGGUCUGUUUAAUAUGGCUUAAUGCGUGCUCUGCUCUGUUUUUGUUGACUCAGGCGUGGUGUGCAUGUGUGAAAGCCAGAUGAAGAUAUGAGACUAUAUAGAGGAGGAGAGUUUCCCCCCACAUGUCAUGUCGUAUCCACCGCUCCGUCAUCCAAGUCUGUCUGAGAACACGGCGUAGCCCACAUUUACAUUACGCUGUGUUAAUACCGCCGGUCAUGGCCAGAGGCGGGGCAGUCGGGCAGAAGGGACGGCAUAUGGCUUGUCAGUGAGGAUUAUUAUUAAACGUGUUACAUCAGUAGAGAAAGAGAAACUCCACAGAAAGUGAGUGAUUGUCCUCCACUCCAACGCCGCUGAUUGCAAAGCCUCGAGGAAAGUUCUCCUGAGAGGAAAACUGUCAUCUGGCCUUUUGUUAUCCCCAGUGUGCACUAAAACGGAAAAGAAAACAACAGUUUAGCUGCCCAAGGCCAACUUUGUUAAAUACGGACAGAUUUACGCGCCGCUUUGGGCCUCACGUAUGGCGUCAAUGCAGUGCCGUCAACAGAAUAUCGAGGAGCAAAACCCAGAAAUCCGUAAUCAAGAAAUUAAACUGUGCAAGCGAGCACCUUUUAGCUUUUAUGCUUUCUAGAUAAGUUAACCACUUCUCUUUGAAUAGUCUUUCUUGUUUAUGCUUUUCUUCUUCUCACUUUUGGUUCUGAAAGGAUUUUCACUUGAAAAUCUGCAGUGGGGGGAAGUGGAGAGGUGGGCCGCAUCUCGGGAUACUAGAGGCGGGAACUAGUAGCUCAUUGGCUGCUUCAGGAGACAAACAUUAAAAAAAAGACUAUAGCAGCAUGUCAAGUGUAGUUUCCCAGCAUGCUUUUGGCAGUGUGUUUGCCACAGUUAGAGGUUAAGAUAUUGUUUUAUUGUUGUUUAUUACUGUUUUGAUGCAGGUGAAGGUAUGUGAUGAAAAAAGCAUCUGAAGUGAGUCAGACAGUGGAAGAAAAGGUUUUGUAUUUUUUUGGUCUGUUUCCGAUCAUCAUUCCUAAAGUGUGUUCACAUGAAUCUAGACCUUUGUCCAAACUUAAUCCAGGAUCAUUACACCUAAUAAGGGUAACCGAAUGCCAAACAGCUCGCUGGCCCUGAUGACCCAAUGAGCUACUUGAUCCCAGCAUCCAGCAAUGUGUCCCGCCUCCUCCCAAUGUAGAUUUUCAAGCACCAAUCUUUAUAAGACUGAAGGUGAGAGAAAGGAAAGCGUUACUGAGAAACACCAUUUAAAGGAGCUUGAGGCAGGAUUUAUGAAAAAAAUUCCGUUCCAAACCAAAAAGAAUGAGCCCUCUAGUGUAUCUCUCCGUUGCCUUGAACAGGCUGUGUGCUGCAAAAUGUGCUGCAAUUCGGAGGCCGAAUUUCCCGCGCUGUCCUGCGGAUGUGACGUCACAUGACGCUGCAUGCGCGUUCUCCCCGUUCUCCCGUGCCGGCUUCACUGUUGGCUGCAGUACCCCCGACGGCCGUCGUGGUGAAGGGUGGCGCUAGAGAGUCUCAUUUCUUAAAAGGAGCCUCAUGCUCCUUUAAGGGAACUCAUUUUAUCCCUUUCAAAGGGAUUAACUCAAACGCUUUAAGAUGUGUUACAGUGGAAAACUUUCAAAUUUGUGUUUUCACAUCAGCGUUGAAGCAUCUGAUUCAUCAGGCCCAGUGAUUAACCAAUAAAGUGAUUAACCAAUAAAGGAAACAAGAGGAGUGGUUACAGAUUCUGGCGUCAUAUUGAUGCCAUACUUAAAGGAAGCUCAUUUCUGACCAGGACCAGCAAAGUGUCUGACAAAGUCUCUCCGAGGUCGAUGAAAACAGAAAAUGAUCAUUUCCAGCAGAGAUACUAUUCUUUAAGGGGUUAAAUGCUCACCAUUUUCAAAUUGUUUUCAGUCUAACAGCAAUGUAUGAAAAUAAAUAAACAUUUCAAACUUUUAUUGUGGAAAAAACAGUGAAGACAUCCUUAAAAUGAGUAUAAAAAAGUACUUUUCUGGAUGUAUUGAAAUCAUCUUUAUGCAUCCAUAAGUAAAGUUUUCUUCCCGCACACUGAGUGCCAGCCAGGUUGAGUGCCUCUUGCCCGAUGGUUCAGGCAUCGCUGUAGACUCAGCUGCAGAUCGUGUUCAUAGGCAGGCCAGGUCAUCGGGACACGCUUUUAAAACUGACUACCCACUCUUGUGGAGCAUUUGAACCACUCUCAUCAAACCUGGCUCUUUAUCCGCACCUUCCACUUCAUCUAUUCCUGGAUCAAUCCGAGCGCUUUCAAAAGCACCUGAGGUCCAGCUGGAGGUGGCUGCAGAUAGAAAGUGAAAAGCUCACAGAAUUCUUCAGGCUUCAUCUUCCUGGCAGCAUCAGUCUUUCACGUUAGAUUUUAUUUUACUUUUGCGUGACUUUAGCUUGAUCAAGGUGGCUUUACCAGGCAAGUGACGCUACAGAGUUCAAACACCUCGACUCAUUUUUAAGUGGUACAUUGGGGUUGCUCCAUGUGUCCUCGGUUGAACCUACGGGUCUGGAUGUUUACUGACUCGCUCAGCUGAGACCAUUCACCUAAAUCCUUUCAUUAUUUCUGGUUUUGACAUGUUUCCGGUUGGCAUGUCUCACGGCCUGCCGAAGACCGGGGACAUCUGUCGAGUCAAACGGUUUUUGCUUUGUUGUUUGUCAUUAAUGACUUAAUCUUCUGUAACCGGGUGAAGAAAGGGUGGGCAGGACAAUAGCGCCGCUGACGUCACGGGGACACAAGAAUACCGGGACAGAUUUAGAAAUGUCGGCUUUUUAAAGGUUGAUAAGCUUUGCUGAGGACAGCUCUGUGUGUGUGUGUGUGUGUGUGUGUGUCCCUGUGUGUGUGUGUGUGUCUGCUUUGGCAGUGAGUCACAACCAAAUUCAACCAAAUUCUUUCGUCUGUAGCCUGUUGCUUAGCGACUAUCAAUACACCGCGUAACCAGUCUUUCUGGCUCUUGCUCGUAUGUGUGUGUGAGACAAGUGUUUCAUUCUGCUUUCACAUGUCUCACUUUGUCUCUUUGCCCUUCUUCUUGUGAACGUGACGGGGCUUUAUUUUUCUUCAAUUCCUCUCUUUCUACAGAAUUUGAACAUUUGAACAUGUCGCCUGUCAUAUGCUCAUCUCCUCCACGUGUGUGCUUCUUGUACCUGUGCCUCCCCUCGUCUGCAUGUGUUUGCAUCCGUCGUCUGUACGUCUCCACGUGUGUUUGUGCCUUUUAGCGUGAGUGUGUGUGGACCGGUGCGGUAAUCUCCUUACAAGAGCUUGCCCUCCGUGUCCCGGUGGAGUCCCGUACGCUGGUUUAAUGAAUUUGAACGCCUACCUGACCCACGUCAAAAAUACCCGAAAAUUGGAUUACCUGUGUGUAUGUGCGUGCGUGCGUGCGUGCGUGCGUGCGUGCGUGCGUGCGUGCGUGCGUGCGUGCGUGCGUGCGUGCGUGCGUGCGUGCGUGCGUGCGUGUACAUGUAUGUGUGGUUGUUGUACCUGUAUUUAUUGAUACAUGACAGAACUGGCUGAUUGAUCCAGACCAGGAGUAAAUACCGGUGCUUGGUUUGAAGGGGUCUCACAUCGAGGUAACCAGCUCUCCAUCCCCGGAUUGGCAGGUGGCUUCAUGCAGACACAUUUACGUACUUACAUACACUACAUACACAUUUAGAUCAAAAGAGAAAACAAAACAGAACUGAUACUCUUUGGUAUCUAAAUGUAAAUCUCUGCAGUAAUGUAAAUCAGUCAUGAACUGACGGCAGUGGUCUCCAGGUCUUACAUGAUUUGUUGUGUUUGCGUGCAUGCGUUUGCGUUCGGGGUGUUCACACAACUGAAUCUGGGUUUGAAAUGGAAGCAGUAAAUGUGUUCAUGUGUGAACUAGUACGGCGACAUUGUCAAUGAGUAAACUGUUGUAUUUACUUUACAGUUUCACAGUUUCUGUAUUUUGACCACAUAGGCUUGUAAAGACGAUGAGAAAUGAUCGAACAGAUAAGUGCAGGCAAAGUACCAAGUGCAGUAUUGGCUGUCCAGAAAAUAAACACGAAAAAGAAAGCUCCUCCCACUUCAGAAUACUAUUCACGGAUUGGCCGUUGCUUUGGCGUGGACAGCCAAUCACAGAGCUCGCUCUUCAAGCGUCGUAACAAAAAUUCAAAAUAUGACAUAUCACAUUAAUGAGCUGGAUGGUUAACAGCUUUGUUGGAUUCUCAUUAGAUAAUUAUUCAUGGUCAUGUUAAACACAUUUCCUGUAUUUAUUUAUGUAGCAAUUUAUUUUAUAAUGUUGGUUUAAUAAUGAACAUGGACUGAUUCUCACGUGUCGGAGCCUCUCAGAGCACGAGCUUAGUGGACAAAUGACCUCCAGAUGCAGUGUAUCUGUGUGUUUUUGUAAAUGUUUGGACAUUUGCGGUACAAGUGAUACUGAACAAAUCUCUUAUUCAAAAACAUCUUGUAUAACUGUAUCAACCAACCAAGUAUUUAUUUUCUACUUAAUUCUUCUCUCAUUAAGCCAUUCUGUCUCUCUAACUUAAACAUAUUUCUAUAUUUUUUUCACUUUAUAUUCAUGCAGUCCUACUUAUGAGGUCACAAAGUGCUUUUGAUAUGAAUUUAUGGGAUUCUUUUAUUUCUUAUUUUGAUUCUGAAAGUCAUUUUUCUGUUGUGUUGUUCCUCUUAUUUGUUGCAUUUGUUUGGUUUAAGUUUUGAUCAAUUGUUUUGUAAAAGUUUUAAAAAAUCCAUCAGAGAGCAGAACAACACCUUAGCAUAUUAGCAAAUAACAAUAAGUGUGCCGUUAUCCUUUUUAUUGGGAGUGUGUGUGUGUGUGUGUGUGUGUGUGUGUGUGUGUGUGUGUGUGUGUGUGUGUGUGUGUGUGUGUGUGUGUGUGUGUGUGUGUGUGUGUGUGUGUGUGUGUGUGUGUGUGUGCGUGUGUGCGUGUGCGCGAACAUGUGCAUUACUUCAUAUCGGUCCGUCCAUGAGUGUGUUGAUGCAUGAAUUAAACUCAUUCUGCAAACAGUGUUGAUGUUGGAAAUGUCGUAGUAAAGAUUAAAGUAUUUUUAAAUGCUGAAAAUGACAUGAAAAUGAUAUAGAUGUUUACAAAGACCAAACUUUUCUCUUUUCUUUUUUCCUCAAAGGUAAA
This is a messenger RNA of Cololabis saira (Pacific saury), 10293 nucleotides long. RefSeq names its product solute carrier family 8 member 4b (gene slc8a4b). Gene Ontology annotation, molecular function: calcium:sodium antiporter activity. The record is from RefSeq and is a predicted model, not a curated record. Gene Ontology annotation, cellular component: postsynapse; axon; sarcolemma. NCBI's taxonomy places the organism in Eukaryota, Metazoa, Chordata, Actinopteri, Beloniformes, Belonidae. Gene Ontology annotation, biological process: calcium ion import across plasma membrane; sodium ion transmembrane transport; cell communication. Bases 431 to 3301 code for a protein of 956 amino acids. The transcript has 17 exons.